This is a messenger RNA of Esox lucius (northern pike), 2603 nucleotides long. Its product is annotated as adhesion G protein-coupled receptor E1-like. NCBI's taxonomy places the organism in Eukaryota, Metazoa, Chordata, Actinopteri, Esociformes, Esocidae. Gene Ontology annotation, biological process: cell surface receptor signaling pathway; adenylate cyclase-activating G protein-coupled receptor signaling pathway. The transcript has 18 exons. The record is from RefSeq and is a predicted model, not a curated record. Bases 1 to 2211 code for a protein of 736 amino acids. Gene Ontology annotation, cellular component: membrane. Gene Ontology annotation, molecular function: G protein-coupled receptor activity; calcium ion binding.
AUGAGCUGCUGUACACUGUCUCUAUUCCUGGCUUCUAUGUACAUCAUGAAGACAUACUGUUACCCAAAUGGUAAGUACGAAGUCAUAUACCCCCAGGGCAGGGAUAUUGAUGAGUGUGUGGAGACCCCUAAUAUCUGUGGUUCGAAUUCCAACUGUACUAAUUUACCUGGAACCUACAACUGCAGCUGUCUGGAGGGGUAUGCACCCUCAAAUCCAGCCUUGGCAUUCAACCCGUCCAACAACCCCUGCACAGACAUUGAUGAAUGUCUUAAUUCAACCAUCUGUGGUCCAAAUGGCAACUGUACAAACACUUAUGGGUCAUACCGUUGUACCUGUUUCCCUGGUUACCAGCCGAGCAGCCCAGUCACCAUAGCCAGCCCCUUGAAUCCAUGCAAAGACAUAGAUGAGUGUGCUGAAACCCCAGGCCUAUGUGGCCUCAACUCUGUAUGUAAUAAUGCACCAGGGUCCUUCUUCUGUUUCUGUGGGGACGGGUACUACUCCUCCACUGGACUACUGUGGAAGAUGGACAUCAGCGUGUGUGAGAAAGUUGAUUCCAUUCUGGCUGCUAUAGUCCCCCUAGAGGGCCAGACUAAGGAGAUGCAAUUCCUCCACCAGAUGAACCAACAGCUGUUGGAUAACCCUAAUAUUGUCCUACCAGCAGGGGAGGUAUCAGGAGUUACUACUGACCCAAGCCAGAAGGCCACGAAUGCCCAAGAUCAGAGCGCUGGGCCUGGACAGGACGGUGGUGCGAUGGGCAGUGCGGUCCUGGGGGUCUCAGAGCACCUUGUGAACUCCCUAGUGGACCCCACUGAAGGGCAAACCAACAAAACAAUUCAGACAUCUUUACUGGCAAUCAAUGUUCAGGUAGUCUACAACAACAACAACAGUACUUACAGCCCUUCCCUCACAGCCAGUGAAAACUACAUGGACAUCAACCUACAGGCUCUGGCCAGACAAAACAACGGUACAGCAUCAGCAGUCUUCAUGACAGUCAUAGGAAUGGAAAAUAUUCUGAGUGCCAGUUUCUUUUCGACGCCAAACAACACCGAGAUGUUUUCUGAUAUUGUCACCGCCACGCUGCCCAAGAUUAACCACACGCAGCUUUCUGAGCCCGUCAACUUCACCAUGAGCCACAAGAGGAGGUUGACUGAGCCCGGCCUGAUGACCUGUGUAUACUGGGAUGAUAAUGGAACGGAUGAAGGAAACCAAAGUUGGUCUGUAGAUGGUUGCUGGGUCUCAUAUUCUGAUGAGAACUACACAGUGUGCAGCUGCUCUCACCUCUCCACCUUUGCCCUCAUCAUGCAGACCAUCAAGACUGAUGCAGUGGAUAACCCCUUCCUAGAUUUGGUGAACAAUGUGUGUGUGGUGGUGGGGCUGGUCUUUCUGGCCCUGGCCAUCCUCACAUUCCUGCUGUGUAACUGGAACCCUAAGAUCAACAACACAGCCCGCCUCCACCUCUGUAUUUGUCUCUUCCUGUGCCAGCUGUUCUUUCUAUUGAAGUACACCUACGUCAAUCACAAGCUGGUAUGUUCAGUCAUGGCAGGCCUUCUCCACUUCCUGGUAGUUGCCAGUUUCAUGUGGAUGCUACUGGAGGCUCUUCAGCUCCACCAGCUUGUUCGGAGGCUUUCCAAGAUCCAGGUUAUCCAGAGGGAUGGCCUCCAGAAGAAAUACCUCUACCUGAUUGGCUAUGGCAUUCCCCUGGUGAUUGUGGGGGUGUCAGUAGCCGUGAGGCCAGAUGGCUAUGGAGGAACUACAGUGUGCUGGCUGAAACCAGAUAAAUCCUUUACCUGGGCUUCAUUAGGACCAGUGUGUGUUAUCCUAGCCAUGAACUGGAUAGUGUUCUGUGUUACUAUCUGGAGUUUGAGACCUACCUUAGCCAGUAUGAAGAGUGAUGUCUCACAGUCCAAAGACACCAGACUGAUUAUCUUUAAGAUCCUGGCUCAGUUUGUUAUCCUGGGUUGUACCUGGGUGCUGGGACUGUUCCAGUCAACCAUAUUCUUUAAGUACCUCUUCAUCGUGCUCAACUCUCAGCAGGGCACAUUCCUUUAUAUUGUUCACUGUCUUUUCAACCAGGAGGUGCGCAAUGAAUACAGGAAGUGGUUGGGCUGUACUUCCAAUGCCUUUGUUCAAGACUCUAUGAAAGAAACACCUACUGUCUCUGAAGACCUAAACAAGGCUGAUGAACAAAGACAAAAGAAAGGAACAACAUGAUGAGUUUCCAUCAGACCUUCAUUUCUACACAUUGGGUCUCCACUGUAUGUCUUCCAAUGCACAGUGUACACACUAGAUAUCAGACAGAGUAAAAGAGAGAGGGAGAGAUGGAUAGAGUGGGAUGCAGAGAGAGAGAGAGAGAGAGAGAGAGAGAAUGAAUGAGAAGGUGUGAUAAACAGCUUUCCCCCCUGAUCUCCAGGGCGUUUUUGCUUUAACUUGAAGUUGGCACACCUGAGUCAAUGAAUCCACUUAUCAUCAAGACUAUGACUAAGGGAAUUAGGUGGGCCAGUUUAAAGUCGAAGCCAAAGAUAUGAAAAAAAUGGGAUUGAUUGUAUUGACUUUCAGAUACAUCGUGACUUACUAUAUUGUCCUUUGUUCCCAGCGAUGUUUUA